Molecule: messenger RNA, 941 nt
Organism: Hibiscus syriacus
Lineage: Eukaryota; Viridiplantae; Streptophyta; Magnoliopsida; Malvales; Malvaceae
Product: bZIP transcription factor 2-like
Exons: 3
Coding region: 392-886 (164 amino acids)
Biological process (GO): positive regulation of DNA-templated transcription
Cellular component (GO): nucleus
Molecular function (GO): transcription cis-regulatory region binding; DNA-binding transcription factor activity
Source: RefSeq, a predicted model, not a curated record
GUUUCUCUUGAUCUCUCUUUCAUCUCUGGUUGCUUCAUCAAUUGCACAAAGCAAAUUGAUACUUUUGAAUGCUUAUCAGCAUCUUGUUCAUGGUGUUUGAGACUAAUGUCUCCUGUACUCAGUGAAAUCCUCCUUUGUGGUUUUAUGAUCAACUCUACACUUGGGCGCAGGACCCAUCUUGUUCAAUCUUUCUCCGUUGUCUUCCUUUACUGGUUCUACGUGUUUUCAUGAACUAUCUAUCUCUUUCUGAUCGAAAUCCCAUAACCAUCCCUUGUUUUCUUUAGUUUUUGCGUAACCAUUUUUCAUAAACAAUCCCAAAUCUAAGUUCUAAUAAAAUUUCUGGGUCCUAAAGCCAGUUAUUGUUUCUUUUGUUUCUGUUAUAUUUGUUGUUAUGGCUAGUUCAAGCAAUGGAGCAUCCUCAGCUUCAAGCACGCAGGGAAGCUUGAGUUCAUCGGAGGAUUUUCAGCAGAAUUUAGAUGAAAGGAAGCGCAAGAGAAUGGAAUCCAACAGGGAAUCUGCCCGCAGGUCUCGGAUGCGUAAACAGAAGCACCUGGAUGAACUAAAGGGCCAAGUUUCUGAGCUCACAAAGAAUAACAACCAGAUCCUGACAAGCAUCAAUGUCACCUCGCAGCUUUACUUGGACGUUGAGGCUGAGAACUCCGUUCUUAGAGCUCAGAUGAGUGAGCUCAGCACUAGGUUGCAAUCUCUCACUGAAAUCAUUGAUUUCAUAAACUCGAGCAGUGGGAUUAUAAAAAGUGACAACUUUGACCAAGCUGCUUAUUAUCAUCCUCAUCGUCAGAUCAAUGAUGAUACUUCGAUGAAUCCAUGGAAUUCAUUCUCUGUCAAUCAAUCAUUCAUGUCUUCUGCUGACAUUGUUUUGUAUUGAUUAAUCAGUAUUUUGCUGUGUACCCUGGCUUUCUGGUUUACUGGUGUCUUUAGAU